This is a messenger RNA of Aphis gossypii (cotton aphid), 1912 nucleotides long. Its product is annotated as ATP-dependent DNA helicase pif1-like. The record is from RefSeq and is a predicted model, not a curated record. The transcript has a single exon. Lineage: Eukaryota; Metazoa; Arthropoda; Insecta; Hemiptera; Aphididae. Gene Ontology annotation, molecular function: DNA helicase activity. Gene Ontology annotation, biological process: DNA repair; telomere maintenance. Bases 253 to 1875 code for a protein of 540 amino acids.
CUGCUAUUAGUCAAUGUACGUGGCCCAACAUCAUUCCAACAGUUACGAACUGUUGAUGGUGAAUUGUGUGUAUCCUACAGAGAAGCCUGUCAACGUUUGCAAUUGCUUGAAAAUGACGCUCAUUGGGAUCAAACUCUCAAUGAUGCUGUAAUAUCAUCACACGCUCAUCAAAUACGAACAUUGUUUUCUAUAAUCAUAUCUACAUGCUUCCCAUCAAGCCCAAUUGAUUUGUGGAUCAAGUACAAAGAUUAUAUGUGUGAUGAUAUUUUGUAUCAAAUACAGAAUAGAAUGGGAAAUCCAAAUAUACAAAUCAGUGAAGAAAUUUACAAUGAAGCAUUGAUUUCAAUUGAGGACAUGUGCUUGAUAAUGUCAAACAAACUAUUAAUUCAAUUAGGCCUGACCGCGCCCAAUCGUCCAAUGCAUGACGCUUUUAACCAAGAGUUGCAUCGAGAAAGACUGUAUGAUCUCAACGAUUUGAAAGAAUUAAUUCAAACAAAUCUUCCACUGUUAAAUGAACAACAGAAGUAUGUAUUUGAAACUCUUAUGAAAGUAACAAAUGAUGAAACUGGAGGGAUUUACUUCUUAGAUGCACCUGGUGGUACAGGAAAAACUUUUUUGAUUUCAUUAAUAUUAGCAACAAUUCGCUCACAAAAUAAAAUUGCACUUGCACUCGCUUCGUCGGGAAUCGCAGCAACUUUGCUUGAAGGUGGUCGAACAGCCCAUUCAGCACUAAAAUUGCCAUUAAAUAUGCAUAGCAAUGAAACUCCAACCUGCAACGUUUCGAAGAACUCUGCAAUGGCAAAGGUUUUGCAGCAAUGUAAAUUGAUUGUUUGGGAUGAAUGCACGAUGGCACAUAAAAAAUCUUUGGAGGCUUUGGACAGAACCUUAAAAGAUCUACGGAGCAAUAAUAACCGAUUUGGUGGUGCAAUGAUUUUAUUAGCAGGAGAUUUUCGUCAAACAUUGCCGGUGAUUCCACGAUCAACGCCAGCUGAUGAACUCAAUGCAUGUCUAAAGUCCUCCAGUUUGUGGAAACAUGUCAAAGUACUUCAUUUAAGCAAGAAUAUGCGUGUCGAGUUGCAAAAUGACCAAUCUGGAAACAUAUUCUCUAAACAACUCAUUGACAUUGGUAAUGGCAAAUUUCCUAUAGACAUGUUGACUGGCUGCAUUAACUUUCCUCUAAGUUUUUGUCAGUUAACUCGAUCAAAAGAUGAACUUAUUCAGAAGGUGUUUCCAGAUGUUUCUCAAAAUUACAGAAACCAUGAUUGGUUGAGCGAACGAGCUAUACUGGCUGCAAAAAACAUAGAUGUAAAUGAAUUAAAUUUCAAAAUUCAAGAACAAAUUACAGGCGAAUUGAUGAUAUAUAAAUCAGUUGAUUCGGCUACUAAUCAAGAUGAUGUAGUCAACUAUCCACCGGAAUUUUUAAACUCGCUGGAUUUGCCAGGAUUGCCACCUCACAAUCUUCAAUUAAAGGUUGGAUCGGUGGUUAUAAUGUUGCGAAAUAUCAACCAACCGCGUCUUUGCAACGGUACACGGUUAGCGAUAAAAAAAUUACUAAACAAUGUGAUAGAAGCAACUAUACUCAAAGGAAAGUAUAAAGGAGAAGAUGUUCUCAUACCGCGCAUCCCAAUGAUUCCGACUGAUGUGCCAUUUGAGUUUAAACGACUACAGUUUCCAGUGCGUCUUGCUUUUGCUAUGACUAUAAACAAGUCACAGGGGCAAUCAUUAAGUGUUUGUGGUAUUAAUCUAGAAAACCCAUGUUUCUCACAUGGUCAAUUGUAUGUUGCCUGUUCCCGUGUUGGAAAACCAUCAGAUUUGUUUAUCUAUGCGCCAGGUAAUCAAACAAGAAACAUCGUAUACCACAAAGUACUACAAUGAUAAUAAUAAUAAUUAUGAUUCACAUGAUUAACAAUAA